Paecilomyces variotii is the source of this 2039-nucleotide messenger RNA. Its product is annotated as dimethylaniline monooxygenase (N-oxide forming). Lineage: Eukaryota; Fungi; Ascomycota; Eurotiomycetes; Eurotiales; Thermoascaceae. Bases 353 to 1825 code for a protein of 490 amino acids. Gene Ontology annotation, molecular function: NADP binding; N,N-dimethylaniline monooxygenase activity; flavin adenine dinucleotide binding. The record is from RefSeq and is a predicted model, not a curated record. The transcript is spliced from 6 exons.
UGAUGCAUAUCUUAAUCCAUGGAAUCCAAUUAAAGCAACGGACUCAUUUUGUUUGCUACCCCGCACUUAUAGAACGCUACAUGAAUCACAAUCUCACUCGUCGAGCCACAGAAAGAGGUAUACGAGUAAGAUCAAGAGGACCUAUUUAAUAUAUCUAGACUCGAACUCGUCGGAAUCCCUGUCAGAUCUAUAUUCCUGUUGACGGCAUCACGCCAUAUCAUGCCGGAUUGCGAAGUACAGCGCACCAUCCGAUCGCAUUUCGUUAUCGAGCGCUUAGAUUCCGAAUAUCGAUAGUUCUGUGGACCAUUUAUCGAGCCUAAGAUCUGUUUUACCGAUAGAUCGCUAGUACAGUAUGGCAUACCCAAGGAUCAAAUCUGUGGCUAUUAUCGGCGCUGGGGCGGCAGGUGCUGCGGCUGCUGCUGCAUUCGCAGCAGAAAAUUACUUUGAUACGAUUCGUGUUUUCGAGAGACGCGAAACAGCCGGAGGCACAUGGAUCCAUGAUCCAGACCCGACUCCUCUUCUGAGGCCUCGGCCAGGAGCCCUGCCUACAGAAAUUGAUCCUCCUUUAGAGAUACCAAGAGACCUACCUACAACGACACCUCCAUCUUCCCAAGAGCGAUAUGAGAAAACACCGAUUCAUGAAGAACUCACGACUAAUGUCCCUUCAAUUGCAAUGUCAUUUUCAGACGUUCGAUUUGCAUAUGGGCCAUUCAUUCCUCAUUGGGUGGUUAAACAAUACAUAGAGAGCUACUUUUCUAAGCACCACACUGAUUCACUAUUGGUACUAAGUACUACCGUUGAAGAUGUGACCAAAUUUACCAGUACUUCAACUGGAGCUGACAAAUGGUCGCUCACUCUAAGACGAUAUGAUCCUGUUGCUCAGGUUGACGUGUGGUGGAAAGAAGAGUUUGAUGCUGUCAUAUUUGCCAAUGGACACUACUCUGUGCCAUAUGUGCCCAAAGUGGACGGCUUGGAGGAAUAUAUACAAAAUUUCCCCGGCCGGGUCAUCCACUCCAAAUCAUAUCGAUCCGCUCUCAACUUCAGGGAUAAAAGAGUCCUCGUGGUUGGAAAUGCCGCAUCAGGACAUGACGUUACUACUGCUCUUGUGAAAACAGCGAAACAUCCAGUCUAUCAGUCCAGAAGAUCUCCUUCUCGAUGGGAUGGCGACAAGCCACCGCCUGGAAUCGAAUGGAAACCUGUCGUAAAGGAAUAUCUUCCGAACGGCGAUAUUAUCUUUGACGAUGACACAGUUCUAUCAGAUAUAGAUACAGUCAUCUACAGUACCGGCUACAGAGCUUCUUUUCCUUUCUGGAACUCCCACGCCAAUGGUGGCCCCAUAUGGGAUUACCGCCAGGAUCGUCUUAUUGGGAACUAUCUCCAUAUCUUCAUGAGGAACUUCCCGACGCUAGGGAUCGUCGGAAUCCCAAGAACGCUAACUUUCCGAUCCUUUGAAUAUCAAGCUAUCGCUCUGGCACGGGUCUUUUCCGGACGAAAUGCCGUCGCGCUUCCGUCAAGAGAACAGCAAGCGAGGUGGGAAGAAGAGCGCUGGAAUCUCGUCAGUCGAGAAAGGAGGAAGUUUCACGAUAUCCCAUGGGAUAACGGCGAGACGGUUACGUAUUUGAAUGAGCUGUUCCAUCUGGCAGGUCUGCCGUUGUUGAGUGGUGAAGGCAGGUACCCGCCGAUCUUGAAUGAGCAAACAAGAUGGGCUAUCGAGCACGUCAAAAGGUAUCCGGAGCCUCGCCAUGAUAACAAUAAGAAGGAGGAGGAGGAUCGAUGGACGGUCGUCCACCCUGCUGCGUAUAAGGAUAGUUUGCAUUUCAUUUGAAAGGAAACUGUUAGUCUCACAUAGCAUUGGGAACUUUCCAAGAGCUUACUGUAUUUUUGAUCUGGUGCCAGUAUUAUGUACUUUUCAACUCAUUAAGCAGUCCAGUAUCCAAACGGAGACCGAAUGAUCUUCAUAACAUAAAUUUAUUUCGUAAAGAAGAUCAAUCUAGGGUACCUAGUCACAUGUGGUGUAUCCGGAAACAUAUAAACUAUCG